AUGCGCAAUUAUCUUUGGUUAAUGGUACUCAUGGCGGUGGUGGCCACCAGCUGCGUCAAGGCCAAGCCACUGGUCUCCUUCGGAAUCAGCUAUCAGCAGCCGUAUCUGGGCCCCUCGCCAGGACCCUAUUAUUAUGGAGGACCAUACCAGGGCGGUGGCUACUAUGAAAACUACCACAACAGCCCGGGCCCCUACAGGUAUCCGUAUCCGUAUGUGAAUGGGAAUCGCUAUGGUGCCCUGGACGUGGGUAUCGGUGCCCUAUCCCUGGCCCCAUUCUUGCUCUGA
Drosophila serrata is the source of this 285-nucleotide messenger RNA. RefSeq lists its product as uncharacterized. The record is from RefSeq and is a predicted model, not a curated record. Lineage: Eukaryota; Metazoa; Arthropoda; Insecta; Diptera; Drosophilidae.